AUGACGUCACGGACGGUGCUGCUACGGCAGGAGAGAGUCUUCAUCAGAAAUCACGUCCAUGGUGACUGCGGCCUGGAAUACGGCGGGUCCCACCUGAUCUUCACCAAAGGUACUCUUUCCUUGGCUUCUUUUUAUUUAUAUCAUAGUAUGGUAAUAGGUAUAUAUAUUGUGUUGUGGCCGGACAUUUUACCAUAUUACCAUAUUAUUUAUGAUGUCUUCCAAGUAAAUAAAGAAUAUUAAUUAUAUAAUUAUAGAGUUGUACUUACCUUUGCAAUUGUAUAAUUUUUUUAAUCCUUGUAUUAUUUUAUAUUUAAGUUUUUUUAAUUGUUAUAUGUGUGUGUGUAUAAAUAUAUAAAUGAAUGAAUUAAUAAAAAAAUAAAUAUAUUUAAUAAUAUAUAUAUUAUUUUUUCUUAUUUAUUUAUUUAUUUAUUCAUUUCUUUAUUUAUUUACUGUUUCUCGUGGCCUAAAUCUGUACCUCGGAAAGUAUUGUUCUUAGAAGAGGUCAAGUUCCUGAUAAUUUGAUCAUAUUCAUGGACCAUGUCAGCUCUCUUUGUGCUAGCUAUUGAAAGGAGGUGUGGGGGGGUCUCCUUCCUUUAGUGAACUGAUGCAGAAAAGAGGGAAAGGACAGGCAAUUUUCUAUUGAAAUGAAUUGAGAUUCCAGAGGUCAGAACUUACUUCACACCCUUUUAAACCGUGUAUUUUUCAAAAUGCACAUUACUUUUUAAAUUAAAAAAAACAAAACUUGGAAAUUAACGUGAGUCAGAAUUACUAGCAUCUAGAAAAAGAAAAAAGCAUUCAGAAAAUCUGCAUCCAGUUUCCAUGGUAACAAAAAUACUCUGCGCCCUUACUUUUUUUUCCCCCAAAAUGUAUUUAGCAUCGUUUGUAGUCAAAAUGUGCAUUGUCUAUUCAUCAGAAACAAAUACCUACAUGCUGGUGUAUUGUACAUGUACUCAAUGUCAAUUGUAGUAAUAAUAUUAUUAUUGCAUUUAUGGAAUACCAAAAUACUGUACCGCACAAUGCAGUGAACACACACAAUAUACAAGCAAUAGAUGGCAUUACAAAUUUAAUUAUACUUAAAUUAAAGGUGGAUGCUUCUUCUACAUGGGCCUUUGGGACUAAAGGAAGCCUAGGUCUAGUUGUUAUAUUGUACUAAAUGAUUAAAGUUUUACCUCUAUCCUUGUGACCUAUCAGUUUUAUAUAGGCAUAAUAACACAGGGUCAAUUGAUUAAAUGUCUUCAACGUAAAGUCUUAGUUAGGCCUGAUCAGUCCCAUCACAUCCUAGCAGUCAAAGACUAAAGUCAAUUAAGUUGCAAUUAUUGCAUUUUAAAUUUAGGAAAGAACAGAGUUUGAUGUCUGUUCUCUAUAUAGUAAAUGGGUCAAGUUGAUAAUCACGCUGCAAAAUUGAAGCCAAAAUGGCAGAAUUUAACUAAAUAUCAAUAAAUGCAAAUUAUCUACUCUGCUCAACUGGAGAUUUUUUUCUCUCUCGGUUAAGCAAUUUUAAGUCACAUUUUUAAUUUGUUGGUCAAGUCACGACAAGUUGCUGUAAAAUCAUUAGAGGUUUUUAGGGUUAUUGAUUGCCUUGAUGUAAGCUAAAUCUAAAAUAUUUGGAGAAAUUGAAUGAUCCUUGUAAUCUCAACCACAGUAGGUAGAGGGUCAGUGAAGCAGUGUCUUUGUCAGUUGUGGUAUUGUUACAGAAGGCAUAUCUCAUUAUAAUUAUUGCUCCACAGAAUAAAUGUAUUGGUUGUGCAAAUGCUUUUAAAAUGGGGAGUACAUUGGUCCAUGGCGUAUUAUCCCAGGUAGAGAUUUGGUGACUUGGGGCACAGCAAAGCAUGCAUGCUUAGAAUUAAACUACUAUUUAGAAAGCGUUACUAAUCCAACUUUAAUGCAGUAAUCCUGUGAUUUGGUGGGACUCACACGCGGGGUAAGAAUUAAAGGUGCAGAAUGAUUUUUAAUGAUGCUGAAGUGGAAAUGAGGCCUGACCUAAGCUAGCCCUAGAUUGGAGCUCUUUAAUAAAAAUACAAUUAAAUAACUCACCAUUAUGAAACAAUCUUUUAAAGGGAACUAUACUGAAACCAAAUAUGGAUUCAGCUCCUGGAAAAGUAUGUGCAUCUUCUAUCUGGGAUGUAUGAAAAUUGCAGUGGUCUUUUGAGCAUUGAUGUGGCAGUGAUUGCUUUGUUAGUAAGGUUGUUGACCACAUCUAAAAUAUAAAGUUCAAAGCUUGGGUCAGUGGAUUGCACCAUUCAGAGGAUGUGGCUUUCUGUAGAGAUAUCCUGCUUUCCAUCCUCAGUUGGUCUAAAGGAGAGGUUUAAGUGCUAAAGACGUAUUCAUUUCCAAUCUUCUCUCAGCAAUUGAAACUGUGGGUUUGAAUAGAGGACAUUUUGUUAAAUGCUGGGACCUUGGUCCAGGCUAAUUGGUUUUGGUUCAAGGGGAUGGCGGAUUUGUGAAUAGGCCAAAUAGGGUUUUCCCACGCCACAUCCAGCACUUCACAUAUAAGAAAAAGGCAGAGACAUAAGGUGAGAAGACAGUCGAUAUAGAGGAAUUAUCCCAUGUGAUUAGGUAUUACUUAUAAGAUGUGUCCUUUGAAACCAUUCUACUCUCAGAUGAUUUCCUGAUAAUGAAUUGCAGACUCCAUUUAUAUUCUUUAAGAUUUUUUUCUGUCUCUAGAAAGAAAAAAUAUUUUUAAGGACACUCAAAAAUUGUAAGGAUAAAAACAUGUGAAAUAUAAGUUAGCACUAAGGAAUUUAUAGCAUAUCUGUAGCAAAUGAAUGUUUUUUUUCCCUUAUUUAGAUCUGUAUAUACUAAUUCUUGUAUACUUAAGUGUGUGUGCGUGUGUGUAGAAAUAUAUAUACACACUGCUAUAUAUUAUAUAUAUUAUAUAUAUAAAUAUGUAAUAUCUCUAAAUAUACAUUGUUCUAUUGAUAUGGACAUUAUUUAUAUGAUUUAUUGUUAGCUAACAAAAAUGCAGAAAAAAAAGACAGAUAUGUUCUUGAGAGAAUAUAUUUAAAGUCUGUUAAGAAACCUUUGUUUAACAGAUUGUCAAAAACUGUUAGUCAUCUCUAAAUAUGUCAAUCAUUGUGUUUCUCAUCUCAUAUUUAAAUAUUACACCCAAAUUUGCAGCAGAGAAAGUCGAGGUGUGCCCAAGCCAGAAGAUGACAUAUCUGCAGACAGAUAUUUAAGAGUACUUCUCACCCUGUCUUCUGUUAACAGACCGGAAGGUAGGUGAGCUCACACCUCUUUCUGAUUUUUUCCCCCUACCUUGUCUCGCUUUUCGGUGAUAGGCUUUUAAUGAAGUGUAAAUCGUGUAGUGAUAAUUAAUGCUACCAUGUGAAUAUUCUCUAUUUUUAAGGGGAUGUGAUAUUUAACCCUUUGGGCAUUAGAAUGCUAGUUAGUACAAUGCCCACCACUUUGUUAUUGAGAAGGUUUAAUCCUCACAAAUAAAACAAGAGUACAUAAUAUAUAUAUAUUUAAACUGUCCAUGUUAAUGAGAAUGUAGUGCUAUUUAGGCUGGGAAUGCACUCUUGACUCCCCAAUAAUUGUUGGGCCACAAUUAUCUAGCAGAUAAUUAUGUACAAAAAUAACUCUAGUCUUGGAAGUAAUUGUAGAGUGAGACUGGUGUAAACCUUAGGAUGUAGGUGGAGUCAUGAAGUUAUUAAACAGAAUGUCACUAAUCAAGACAUUUAGUAAGCAUGUAAAAAUUGUUUUCUUAUGACUUGGCUUUUAUUGUCUAUUUUAUAUAAUAAUUUCACAAACUGUGGAACACUUUCUGGGAUUUGGUGCUUUGGUCAGAUUUAUGGACUGUAAAAUAAUACUGGUCUUAUUGUUCCAUGUGACUUACAGGCCCUUAAAAUUAGAUCACAAACAUCUAUAGAAUUACUGGUAAGCAGAUCAAAAUAGGAAAGAACUACCCUCCCCCCACUCACCCGUCUACAACUGCAACAUUAUUAGUGCCUGAAUUUUAAAACCCCCAGACUGAUUGGAUUUACUAAAGCAUGACCAUCUCCAUUCCUCAAUGAAUACCCUGCACAUCCUUGCCUAAUUUGUAGUGCACAACCCUUAUAAGUGUAAAAUGAGAGACAAACACACAUUGGGCAUUCAGCAAAGUGAUCAUGUUAGUUACAUGGUUCCGCAUUUAGAAUCCCCAGAUGUUUAAUCGUUUACUUUAAAAGUAGAACAUCCACAUAGGUUAUAGCGUUUGACAUCUUUAGAAGUGUCAUUAGCUUAGGCAUUUUGAUUGAAACAAUUUUCAUAUUGUUGUCUUUCAAUAUAAUUUCUGUUAUUGGAGUGCACUCUAAGAGAGCUCAUUGCUUAGCAUGGGUUGAUAGGUCAUCCUUUAGCACUUUAUAAUAUAAUAUAAUUUGCAAUAUAUAUAAAUAUAGUUUUUUUGGUGGAAUUAUAUAACACUGAAGAACAUAGAGGAUUUUGGUGGAAAGCAAUAUUAUUUAUCAUAAUAUCAGUACAUUAUAAAUGGGAUGGAAACUGUACAUACAAUUUAUAUCUAUACUGAUAUACAUUUAACGUAUUGCUGUAGCAUAAAUAUGGUUGUACUUAUAUGCUAAUAAUACGUAAUUGAAGUAUAGAUGUGAUUUUAGUUAUUUGCCAGCAAUUCAUUGUUGAAGUAUGGGUAUUAUUACACUUAAAUGCUAAGAAUAAAUAAGUCCAAUCAAAUUCCUAAUUACAUCACUAGAUUUCGCAACACUGUUCCUGAUUCUUCUGCUGCGGUUCUGGUACUUCUUCUAUUGACUUUUGUAUUUCUUCCAUAGAAGAAAAAAGUCAUGUAACAGAGUUGGUGCCUGUUAAAGUAAGUAUAUUUUAAAGUACCUGAUUUCCCAUGAAAUUAUAUUCAUUUCAUGUAAUUGUAUGCUACAGAUGGAAAAAAAACAUUUAUCAAUAUUUUAUUUUUUUUCAGGACAGCAUAAAGGUCGUCAAGGUGAAUCUGAGGAAUUAUGGUAAGUUUAGUGAACCACAGGACAUAAAGGCAAUCUAAACUAUGAGAAAAUAUUGAGUAGGCUCAAACAUAACAUAUCGUCGUUUCACAAAACAGCAAGUUGUUAUGUUACAAAAAUGUUGAAAAAUCAAUUGAAAAUAGUUUAUUUGAAAUUUAUUUUCUUAGAAUGUUUUUUUUUUCAGUUUGGCUUUUUUUAGCCUGAUUUGUGAAACUGAUAUUCUUCUAAGGACACAUUUGCUUUCUAAACAGACCUUUUGUACAUAAAGUGUACUCUGAGCUCACAGGACUCUAUAUACUGCCCCAUUUCUCAAUCAAUAGUAGUUGGGUCCGUUGUAUAACAUACCCAUACCACUUCUUUAGGAUCCAAAUAAAAUGUUUUCCAAACAUCAUCUUAAAAAAAAUCACAGUCCCAUCUCAAAGAACCUUCCAUCUUGAUUAGAUGUCCAUGGUUUGACUUAUCUUUUCUUGGGUUGAGUUGUUUGGGCAGUUGUUAUUGUUUUUUUUUCUUCCCAUAUUUUACUUACAUAAACACUUGUUGUUUUAAACAUAUUAUAUUUGUAUAACACUUUAUCCCAUAUUACACUAUUUUGUUAAACAUGUUUUUGGGUGGGGGAUGCAAAUCAAAGUAGGCAACUUUAAAAAUUACUAACUUGUGUAAUAAAUUAACAAACAUAUUUAUUUUCUGAAUUAACACAAAUUUCUGUAUUCUUUGUUGGAUUGUGCCAUUACUAUUAAAAAAAAUAAACAAACAAACCUCUGUGUGUGCUUAGCCCGUGCUUACUGUUAUCAGUCAAGUGAGAUCAAACAUUGGCAGAAAGUAUUUCAUUCCCCUGUGUUCUUCCUAACACAGAAAUGAACAUUUUUAAAAUCCCUACUGGGAUUUUCCUUUAAAGUCAUUGCUUUGAAAUUUCUUUAGCAUUUGUAUCUACAGGUUUUGCAGGAUUGGUUCACUAAAACCUUUUUUGCAAAUAGAGUUUAAUAGAGUCAACAAAUUCUAUUUUAUUAUGUUUUUGUUCCAACAAUUGACGAAUUAAGAAACUCUUCACAAAGACAAUACUGACUGAACCCCAAGAUGGAUUUACCAUUCAACUCUUCUAAUAAUUUAUGUUUUAGGAAAAUGGAGGUUGAAUUUAUCACAAAAUACAUUCUCUCUUUAACCUUUACAGAUCCACAAGGACAUAUGUUGAUUUCAAAUUUCAUAGCAGAAAACCAAUGGAGUAGCAAAGAUAGCGAACAAAAUGGCCUCUGGAAAGCAGGUGACAAUAUUUUUUUCAUUUAAAUUUUUUUGUUAUACACUGCAUUGUAAGGUAUAAAAAAAUAAAUCAGAUGCAACUCCAGCCAUAGUUACAUUGUUUUUGUUCUCAGUAAGAGGAAAAUGAUGGAUUCUAUAACUUGUAAACUAAUGUUUAUUGAGAAAUAUAAUUUCUUGACAUAUCACCCGUUUUGAAUGAUUGUAGUUUUCAUUGUGUAGAUUAAGGGAACAUUGAAUGCACUGAGUGUCAUACAUACAUUCAUGAAAAAUACCUUUGUUAUUUGAUAAAAUGCAUGCUGCAUGUAUGAGCAGUUUUUUUUGUUGUUGCAAAUAUUCUCAGUGAAGCAUAUAGACUUAUUUACUUUUAUUAUGGUUAUUAAAUUUCAAAAAUGCUUAUAGUGCCAGUAAUUUGCACGUUUAUUAAUGUUUGGGGGGGGGAUAUAUAAUCCAAUGUUUGUCACUGCAGAUACUGCAAAUCAUGAUUUGUAUAUAGUGACAAAAAUCUGUUCAGUAAUUACUGAGUUCAGAUUUUACUUGCAAUUCUAGGCCCAAACAUCGACGUUGAAACAAAUAAAAAUAGAAAUCUGUGUUUCAGAUGCCUUGGAGGUUUUUUUUUUUUAUAGAUCAUCCCUUCUGUCUAUCACUUUGCUAGAGCUUGCCACCAAUCGCUGUUUAGUGGAUAGACCAUGCAGGUGUUUAGUCCCCCUGUCAUUGUUUUCCUAAAAUACACUUUCAGAAACUCUGGCCAAUGCUAAGAAUGCUACAGCUAUAAGUCAAGAACACAAGGAAGGGUUUCCAUAUACAGAAUGCAGAUUUGUUGUCUCUUUUUUCCAAAAUGUGAAAUUGCAUUCUGAAGACAAAAAGAUCUGGCACGAGACACCAGAUACCCAGUUGGUGUAUUCUGCUCUGCUACACGUAAACAACAAUGGAACCAGUGACAUUCGCCACACGGCUCGCAGAGCACGACGGUGAUUUAUAAGGCAUUUUAGCUUCUGGUUAAUGAGAGGCACCCAUUGGCCAGGUUUUCAGAAGAUAGCAAAUGAAUAUGCAUGCUGUAAAUCUGCAUGCGUUAAACCCUAUCUUAAUAACAAUUGCCGGCUAUAUGCAUGCUGGGCGUUUCCAAAGUCAUUUUUCUCUGUUCAUCGCUAUCACCACAAUUUCUUUGUUAGAAAUGUCUAGCUUUAUAUUUGGCUGCAGAGUAAUAUCAGCUCUUUUAUUUCCGCACAAACAUAUAAUACCUACUGGUACAUAAUAGGUUAAUAAAGGCAUUUCCCUAUGGUUCAUAUGUAAAUUUCUCCAAUUUACAAGCUGAACAUCCCAGGCUAACCCUUUACGUGCCAGCGAGGCGACCAGCGUAUUGUAAUAAAGAAAUAUGUAGCUCCAUCCUUUUGCAUUUAGGUAAUUUCUAAAUACCUUUGUUGGAAAAUAAUAUAUAUAUUUUCUUGCUAUUAUUGUGCAAUUGGAAUGUUAUAUUAAAUAGCCGUCUUUGAUCAUCUUGCAAUAGUGCUGAGCUAUAAAAAAUAGUAUAUCCCAUGUGUACUAAAAUGGUUACUAUUCUGACCUGUUUUAUGCAUUCUAUUUUCUCCCUUUUGUUAAUGAGAGUCUGGCAAAUGCUAAAUAAAUUGCAUAUUGAAUGACCAAUCACCUUGCUGCUAAUAAUGAGAUGCUAUGCGCUCUGAAAAAAAUCACUUAACCAUUUAUAGCAAAAGAGAAAACAAAACUGGCCUAUGCUAUCAAGUAAUCGACUUACCAUGUUUUGGCCUUUUUAUACAACUAGUAUGGUUUUUUUUAUGGUUGUUAAAAUCUACUUAAUUUAAAAAAAGGUCACUAUAUUUCUACAUUAAACCUACCACAUACUGCCAUGAAAUCCUUUGCUACAAUAAGGAUAAAAUAAUAAACAAUUUUAACUAUCUAUAUAAUUUUUUUUCCCCAAGAAACUGUAUACCCUUUGAACAUAUGGAUAUCAUGAAUGAUUUUCAUACAAUUGUCAAUUUUUUAUGUUUAAUUAAAGAAUAUAGAUUUAUUGUGUCAGAAAAUAUAAUAGCAAUAUUUUCUUUUUGGAAAUGUAAAUGUUACCCUUUUUAACAUAAGUGUGGGCAUGUUAAGUUAUUUGAAGUGAUAUGUUCAGUGAAUAUCUGAUACUGAACCCAGAAUUUAGGUACAUUUAAAAUAUUUGACUAGCAUAUGAGUAAACAAAGUAAAAAGAAUGCUAAAAAUGUAGUGUGAGAAAAAAAUACAUAAAAACAUUUUUGAGGGUUAAUAGUCUAUCCCCGAUGCAGCCAAUUAAAUGCAAAAGACGAGAAAGGGUUAAUCUAGUGUUAAGCACAUAGCAUUAUUGCAUCCUGUAUUAUAACACAAGACUAGAAAUCAUUAUACCUUGUCUCCCACACAGUGAAUAAGACAGGCUGAAUCCACUGCACUCUGUGGAUUACCUCAGCUUCACGUACUGAAGUCAGCGAGAGAAUCAGCAUUCAAAGCUUGUUAAUUUGAAUAUACGUUUGAGUAUCAACUCUAAGUGAUACCCAUGGUGAUCAAGGAAUGAUGAGUUCUGAGGAGACUAAUCAAGAAGAAUAUUUUGCCCCUAGACCACACCAGCUCAUUGCUUCAUCUCUCCCGAUCCUGCUUUGUAUAUGGAAGCCAUUUUGAUGGAAUUGAAUAUUUUAAGAUGGCCGCUUUGGCACGAGGUAGGUUGAACUUGCUUCCUUAUUCUCCCCAUUGCUGCCCGUGAUUGCCUUCUUAUUGUGCUAAUUAGCGAAAAAGAAAGUAGGACAAUAAAUGAAACUGGCAUGACCCAUUUAUGUCUGCCACCACCCUUUUCAAGCGGAAAAUCUAUCCUUGAUAUUAAUUGAAUUAACGUACUUUCUAAUUCGCUCUUCUUAUGAGUGUGUACAAGCAGUUUCACUCUUUCGCUUGGGUUGAGCACUGAUUUAGAUACUGAAAAUCUGGAUUUUUAAUUAUAUCUUUUAAUGACAGCAAAAAGAAAAUACUAUAUGGGUUUUAGAAACUAUAUUGUUUAUGAUUUGUUAACACCUUUAAUGCCUAAGCAUAAUUUAUUUUUGUUAUGAUUAUUAUUAGUCGUUAUUUAUUUAUAUGGCUUUAACGUAUUUGCAGCACUGUACAUUGCAAGGUUUUAUAACUCAUUUUAGGCCCUGUUUAACUCCAGUAUCAGAAACAUUGUUUAUUACAAAUUUAUAUCUAUCUGUCUAUAUAUAUAUCUAUCUAUAUCUAUAUAUAUAUAUUAUUUCAGAAUGAUAUAUGGAAAUACAAUUACUUGUCACGCUCUUGAUAAGAUAAAAAGAAAGAUCGCUGCAUGACAGAAACAUUUUACCAUAUUAGCAAAUUUUUUGUUUAUUUGAUCUGGUUUUCAGAAUACUUAAAUAUAAUGAAAUUCCUGUCUUAAAUACGCAUACUUUCAUUAAAAAUAAAUUAUAAAAAACACGGCUCCAACAAAUCUGUUUCUGAUGAGUCUUCAUUGCAAAGGUUUCCACUGGAUAUUUCUAUCCUGUUUUGAUAAAUUAAAUGCUGCUUUGAUUUUGCAGCAUUUAAUUGAUCAAUAUUCAUAUUCAAGGCUUUUUUUAUCGCCAUUAAGCUAGUAUUGCAGUUGUGUAUCAAACAUGUAUUUUUCUUUCUCUCUGUCAGCUUAAUGGAAAAAUAAACAUAUUGUACUUAGAGUUACUUUUGUCUGAGAUGCAUUAAAUGACAUUUUACAACCUAUUUUGCCUCCACAUGGAGAGAUAAAUUCUAAGUCAGGGUUGUCAACUCCAACCCCACAAAUGCUGUUCAACUCCAACUCCCAUAAUUAUCUGCCCAUGUAUUGCAUUCAAAUAAUUUUGGAAGUUAUAGGCCAUCAACAUCUUGGGGCAGAAUUUGACAAUCUAGUUCUAAGGAAUCAAUUCAAUUAACAGCAAGUUGUGAUGAUGCUGGCAAAUUUGUGUGAAAUUCCCAAUUUGGAAGAAAAAUCUAAAUUUAUUUUGUGACUUGCAUUUUGCAAGUCUGUUGUCAAGUUUUUAUUAAGUGAGUAGACUUUUAGAUUGUUGCAAUGGGUGACUGUACAAAAUGUUAAAGGAGUACUAUAGAAAUCAAAACAACUUAAGCUUAAUGAAGCUGUUUGAGUGUAUAGACCAUGCCCCUGUAGUCUCACUACUUAAUCCUCUACCAUUUAGGGUUUAAAUGAGUUUUGUUUCUGUUUAUGCAGCCCACCCCCUCUGGCUGAGUGACUCACACAGCCUGCAUACAAAAAUGGGUUCAUUGUCAAUCAGAGCUUAAUUUACGUUAGAAGAUUUUAUCUCCUGCUCUGUAAAUUGAACUUUAAUCAAACUCAGGAGACUCUACUGGGUCUAGAAAGCUAUUAAUAGAGCAGCAUAUAUAAAAUACUAAAUUAAAGAAAAUGUGCAGUUUAGGAAGUAUACAUAUUAGAUCUCUCUUUACAGGAAGUGUUUAGGAAGGCUGUGUAAGUCACAUGUAGGGAGGUGUGACUAGUGCUGUGUAAACAAAGUGAGAAUUGAGCAGUGAGACUGCUGGGGCAUGAGCUAUACAUCAAAAUUGCUUCAUUCAUUUAAAAUUGUUUUCGUGCCUAUAGUGUCCCUACAAUUUGUAACAGAACCCUACAAAAUGUUUUAUUCAAUUUACUGUAUUGGAUUUGGUAGCAGUGGUUACUUGGUUCCUUGAGACACAAUUGAUGAGAAUCAAAAUAUUAGUCUGGAACCUCAAACGUUUUCCAAACUGGUUUGAGUGGCUAUUGGAAGUAUAAGUGGUGUGGGAUAUGGUUGCACAUACUAUGUCCAUGUGUUGAUGACCCAGUCAGUAGUGAGUAAGGGAAUAUUAUCCUGACUGUGCUAUGAAGAAGCUAGCUGGGGUAAUGGGGUACUUAAACGUGUUGGUCCUUUCAUCUGCACCCACUGAGACACUGAUACUGUUCCUUCAGUCUUACAAGUAUCCAAAGAGUGGUUCUUGAUGUAUUAAGCUAACUGACUUCAAAUAUCAACUCAACUUAGUGAGACCAUUUUCCUAGAAGAGGGCAUUUAGGAUACUAUGUCAAUGGUAGCUUUUCUGGACCCCUCAUUACAAGAAAGUGUCAGUAAUUCCUUUUAUAAUAGGUUAAUUGCAGCUUUUAUUAACUUAAUGCUUUAUUUACUCAUACAUUUAUUUAUGAUAUCUUGAUAGUGGGCUUUCAGAUGAAUGUACGACUUAAAACAUUACUCCUACCAAAAUCAGUGCUUUAAGAAAAUACAGUUUUUGGAUGGAGCAAUCUCCUCGAACCAUAACUACUUGAAAUCCCAGAAGUAGUCAUGGUGCUUGCACUAACCCUUUAGAUUGCCACAUUUCCUAUACAGGGUUUGUAAGUCAAUUGCCAAUGAAUCUAUGGUAAUUAUGUAAAAUAAGAAAGUAGUAAAAAAAUGUCAGCAGUGCCACCUAAUACGAGCUGUCUUCGCUAAAGUUUGAACUGCAACAAUUUUGUAUUGUACUUGCAUGUUGAUGGGUAAUAUCUCCAGGUCAGCUAGUAAUUAAAGGCAGGUUGGUUGCAGUCAGUCUGUUAUAAUCAUCUCACACUGCUUGUGUCAAUUAAAGCUGUAUGUCACUAAGAUAAUAUUUAACAUGCUGCUACAAUAGGGAUGAAACAUUUUUCUAAAAUGCCAAAGGCCACAAAUUAGCAGCUUGGCAACACUCACACACCCUGACAACUAAAGCCACUCUCUCAUACAUACACAAUUAUCCCCACUCAUCCACAGCCACUGUUGUCUUUCUCACACACAUAGCAAAUUAACUGCACCCAAGCAUACUAGCCAAUCACUAACACGUAUAGGUAUACAUCCAUAAAUUACCAGUCACAUACUCAUAAACAUUAUUCACAUGCAUCUAGACACAAUCAUCCACAUAUACAUACAUUCAUGCAAAGACAUUCACUCCCACACAUAUACACACUUAUAAACACACACAUAUAUGUGUGUGUAUAUGUAUAUAUAUAUAUAUAUGUGUAUAUAUAUAUAUAUAUAUAUAUAUAUAUAUAUAUAUAUAUAUAUAUAUAUAUAUAUAUAUAUAUAGUUAAUACAUUGCUAAAUACAAAUACAAACACCAGUCAAGCCAUAAGACUUGCUUUUUCCACAGAAAUCUCACUACUGCAAGGGAUUCUGGGUAGGUGUAUGCAAAUGAGCUCAACAAAGAACCACAUUGCUCCUCUUCCUGAGUUGUGUUUCAAAGCUGUUGUAUACAGUAGACACAUACUCCAAUGAAUCUAUGUAUAUGUAUAAAGUGGAAAUGAGGCAAAAUUGUGGUUCUUUGUUGAGCUCAUUUGCAAAUGCCUACCCAGAAUCCCUUGCAGUAGUGAGAGCACUAUUAAAGUGAGAUUUCUGUGGGAAAAUCAAGUCUUAUGGCUUGACUGGUGUGUGUAUUUGUGUUUAGCAAUGUAUUAACUAUCCAUUUACUUCAGGUGGAAUUGGUUUUCAUCCACACUUUUUUCCCCACCACAACUCUAUGUACUUUAUAUAUAUGUGGAAGGGGUUAUUUUCCUAUUUAAAUCCCCAGUAACCCCUGCUUACCUAUCAUUGCCAUUUGGAAGUUCCCCUCCCACCUCACCCUUUAUUAUUCAUAUUAAUAUACCAGGUGGGCCCACUUUUUGCAGGUCUAACCUCUCGUCGGUUUCGGCACACCUCAACAGACUUUGUCCUUAUUAAAUUACAUGCUUUUAAUUGAACAUCCUCUCAUUACCCCGUACACAAAUAUAUAUGUAUAUAUAUAUAUAUAUAUAUAUAUAUAUAUAUAUAUAUAAAGUUCCAAAAAAAACUUAGCUUUUUAUUCAGGCAUCUGCCACAGAAGAUCAACGUUUCAGUUCUCUAAGGAACUUUCGAAAGGGUGUAUAUAUAUAUAUAUAUAUAUAUAUAUAUAUACACCCUUUAAUAUAUAUAGUAUCUCACUAAAUCUUCUCAUGUGAAAACACUGAAGAAAUUACACUCUGCUACAAUGUAAAGUAGUAAGUGUACAGCCUGUAUAACAGUGUAAAUUUGCUGUCCCCUCAAAAUAACCCAAAGUGUCAAUAUUUUGUGUGGCCACCAUUAUUUUCCAGCACUGCCUUAACCCUCAUGGGCAUGGAGGUCACCAGAGCUUCACAGGUUGCCACUGGAGUCCACUUCCACUCCUCCAUGACGACAUCAUGAAGCUGGUGGAUGUUAGAGACCUUGCGCUCCUUCCCUUCCAUUUGAGGAUGCCCCACAGAUGCUCAAUAGGAUUUAGGUCUGAAGACAUGCUUGGCCAUUCCAUCACCUUUACCUUCAGCUUCUUUAGCAAGGCAGUGGUCAUCUUGGAGGUGUGUUUGGGGUCAUUAUCAUGUUGGAAUACUGCCCUGUAGCCCAAUCUCUGAAGGGAGGGAAUCAUGCUCUGCUUCAGUAUGUCACAGUACAUGUUGGUAUUCAUGGUUCCCUCAAUGAACUGUAGCUCCCCAGUUCAGGCAGUAUUAAUGCAGGCGCAGACCAUGACACUCCCACCACCAUGCUUGACUGUAGGCAAGACACACUUGCCUUUGUACUCCUGGUUGCUGCCACACAUGCUUGACACCAUCUGAACCAAAUACGUUUAUCUUGGUCUCAUUGGACCACAGGACAUGGUUCCAGUAAUCCAUGUCCUUAAUCUGCUUGUCUUCAGCAAACUGUUUGCAGGCUUUCUUGUGCAUCAUCUUUAGAAGAGGCUUCCUUCUGGGACGGCAGUCAUGCAGACCAAUUUGAUGCAGAGUGUGGCAUAUGGUCUGAGCACUGACAGUCUGACCCCUCACCCAUUCAACCUCUGCAGCAAUACUGACAGCACUCUUAUGUCUAUUGCCCAAAGACAACCUCUAGAUAUGAUGCUGAGCACGUGCACUCAACUUCUUUGGUCAACCAUGUUGAACUUCCGGUGACUAGUAUGAGAGAGUGUGAGAGCGAUAACACCAAAUUUAGCACACCUGCUCCCCAUUCACACCUGAGACCUUGUAACACUAACAAGUCACAUGACACCGGGGAGGGAAAAUGGCUAUUUGGGCCCAAUUUGGACAUUUCCACUUAGGAGUAUACUCACUUUUGUUGCCAACGGUUUAGAAAUUAAUGGCUGUGUGUUGGGUUAUUUUGAGGGGACAGCAAAUUUACACUGUUAUACAGGCUGUGCACUUACUACUUUACAUUGCAGCAGAGUGUAAUUUCUUCAGUGUUGUCACAUGAAAAGAUAUAAUAAAAUAUUUGCAAAAAUGUGAGGGGUGUACUCAUUUUUUUGAGAUACUGUAUAUACCCAUUUACAAUUUCAUUGUUCUUCCUCCUCAUUCCCCUUGCUGCUCAUAUCUGUCAGUGGUGAGGAAAAAAGGUGAUUAUGUAAGAGGUCAGUGGCUAUUGUUAGUGGGAGAGUGUCCUCUGCAGCUUGAGGGUGUAGGAAGAGCUAGGAAAGUUGUUUCUGCUACAACUGGAGUCCUCUUCCACUCCUCCAUGACAACAUCACGGAGACAGCUUAUGGGAACCACUAGGAGAGAUAAAAAAAAAACAGGGAGAUAAAUUAUUAGAUUUGUUAAGCCCUUAUUUACAAACACUGGUUAAAAUGUAAAAAAAAAUUAACCUGAAAAGGCAAUAUGUAACUCCUUACCCCCUCCUUCUUUUCAGCAGUGGGGAUCGUUGGAAAAAUAUGUAUGAAUCUGUUCCAAACGCCCUGCCAACCAUGGGGACACACUAAAUAGAUCCCUAUUUUCCAACAUCCCAAUGAGGGUAUUAAAUAUGCAUUUCUCUAUAGUUAGUUGCUAUUCUAAGGAACCCUCUCAUAAAGUAUGGUGUGUUUGUGUGGGGGGGGAGGAGGGAUCCUCCACAGCCUGAUUUAUUAGUAUUUUUUUGUUUCUAGUUUUUUUGCCAUUUGGCUUUUCCUCCAUGAUCAAGUCCUUUGGAGUUGAUGGACAGCUUUUGGUUAGCUAACAUUAAAAUUUUAAUUACAUGGAAUGUUACUUAACAGUCAGUCAGCACCAAAAAGUGUAAGUUGGUAUUUUUUUCUUUAUACUUGCUUCUUAAAAUAGAAUAAUCCUCUGCUAGCUUCAAUCAAUCAUCUUGAAAUUACCUUAAAUUACUUUUUUUCAACAGACUUUCAAAAUAUUGCUCAAAAGUUCAAAACUUAAUUAAACUGAUUUGCAUGUAGCUACACUCAUGUGACCAAAUAUCCUGCUAAUUGAGGGGCAGACUCCAAAGAUCAGUCACUAUAGAAAUGUCCUUCCAGUUUUAUACACCACAUAGCCACCAGUGCAUCUACAGCCUCUCUAUGUGCCAAAUCAAGCAAAUGAAAUCUCUCAAAAUAAACAUUGGCUGUUGGAUGACAUCGGCUGUUAAGCUCAGUGAUUUAAUUUGCCACCAUCUUCGAAAACCACCAUUCCAAUAAGUCAGUUUGCCAAAUUUCUGGCUAGCCAGGGCUGCCACAGACAACUAUAAGUGAUAUUGCUGUGAACUAAAGGUAUAAGGGACUACCAUUAGCUCAGCAGAAAUGUGGUAGGCCAUACAAGCUCACAGAAUGUGACAUCCAAGUGUUGGUAGAUAAAUCAUUUUCCAUGAAAUGUUAAUAAAAUGGGGUUCCUUGGCAGAGCAAUCAUAAACAAUCACCAUUCUCAAUGAAAAGCAUCAGCUGGAGUAGUGUAAAGCACACCACCAAUGGAUGUGGAAAUAGAUUUUCUGUGUUGAUACAUCACGUUAUCAUCUGGCAGUCAGAUGAAUGACUGUGGGAUUUACAUAUAUUUGGAGUAUAUUUCCAAUCUCACUGCAUAGUGUUAAAUGUGAAAUUCGAUAUGGAAGGAAUAAUGGUCUGGACUGUUUUCCAUUAUCUGGGUUCUAGUUCUUAGUUCAAGUAAAGGGACAUUUUACCACCAUACAAUAAUCAUUAAUAGAAAUAUCUGUGAUUCCAGCUUUGUGACUACAGUUUGGAGAAGGCCCUUUUGUCAUGCAGCUGGAUAAUAGACAGGAGGUGUCAAAUGGUUUGUCUACAUCGGGGUGAAAUAAUUUGAUUUGCCUUCAAAGAUCCCUGGGCGCAUUAAACACCAAUGGGAUUACUGGAAUUGGGAAAUACAAUAAAAAUCAAAAAGGCCAACAUCGGUGUCUUACCAAACUCAUGCUCUUGUGAAUUAAUGGAAUCAAAACCUUGUCUUAAUUUUACAACACUAAAAUUCAAAAAAAGAGUUUUAUAGCAACAAGUCAAGUAGACCUCAUAUUGUUUUGUAACUCCAACUGUUCUUGAUCCUAUAGAUACUGUGUUUUAUAUUGCUCUGAGCGGAACGUCCCGAUUAAACAAUCACUCUAGAUUACAGUGAGUGCAAAAGCCAACGCCACAUUUUUGGACUAAUUUAAAAACGAUCUUGUGAUUUGUAAGAUUUUAUUUUCCAGUUCUGACUCUGAAACACUGUGAAUACAGUAUUUGAGGAACUCGAUCGGUAUUGCAAGAAAAAUCAAUGAUAACCAGAUGAUAGGAGAGACAGAGGUUUAAAUCUCUCAUUCAGUUUCCCAUUUCUCAUUGUGCAUUUCUUCAUUCUACAGGUUAAGAGACGAUCACAGAAUCCAUUUCCUGCCAAUGCAGAGAUAUUGCAGCCUUUGUACAGAAAUAAGUCUUGUUUCCGGUCAAUUUUCACGGAAGAAGCAGCUUCAGGUAUAUUUCUUUCACAUAUUCUUGAUUCUCUUGUUUUGUUUUAAAAUGUAAGUAAAAUUGCCAAAUAUAAGCUGAUGCUAGUCAUACUUUUUGGAGAACAGCAGUGCUAAGAUAUGUUUAUCUGUCUAUCUAUAUGUCUGUCUAUCUAUCAUGUCUCAUUCAAGCAUUCAAAGACACACGGACAAGGGUUUGUUAAUAAAAUCCUAGAUGCUAGUGAAUUAAAAUCCAAAUUACAAAUUUUAGGCAAAAAUUGCUGACAUGGAAAAAUUCUUCAACUCAACUUAACUUGGCUUGAUUGUUGUAGCCUACAUUUUGCAAAUAGUUUUUCCACACUAUUUAUUAUGUGUUUAACGAAUAAACCCCAUCAUUUCACAUUUAUUUUUAAAUUUCAUUUUUAUGUUUUUUGGUUUUUUUCUACUUACGCCUACUGUGACAUCAUGCAUGGGCAUUACCUCAUCGACUUUGUCAACGAAGGCCAAUUAGACUUGAUUUGAGAAUGAUCUGUGUGUGGCAGAGGUCUCAAACAAAUAUUUUAUGUAGAAUUAAUUCCAUACAUUAGUUUUACGAAAAUGAUAAAAAAAAAUAGUAUUCAGCAAACCCCUCAGAGCUAAUGCCAAAUUUGGAAAACUAUACCAAACAUGUUUUGCUGCAUGUUGCUCUUUGGAGUAUAUUGCAUUUCUACUGUAUAUUUAAGGUAUAUUACACUCCUUUUGUAUCCAUGAGGUAUAUUGCACUCCUGCUGUAUAUUUUGGGUAUAUUGCACCCCUGCUGUAUAGUACAAUGAUCACUUAAAGUUUUAGCCUAAUCGCACUGUUUCAUUUACUGAAAUUAAAUAGCUUGAAACUGUGUAUUCCAUAGUCCAUAAAAUGUAAAGCUUUUGUUAAAGGAACACUAUAGCGUUAGGAAUACACAGUUUCAAGCUAUUUAAUUUCAGAAAAUGAAACAGUUCGAUUAGGCUAAAACAUUAAGUGAUCAUUGUACUAUACAGCAGGGGUGCAAUAUACCCAAAAUAUACAGCAGGCAUGUAAUAUACCCCAUGUAUACAGCAGGAGUGUAAUAUACCCCAUGUAUACAGAAGGAGUGUAAUAUACCCCAAUAUACAGCCGAAGGCACAUGCACGGCCAGAGGCGCGCGCGCAUUCAAACCUGCCCAUAGGAAAGCAUUACUCAAUGUUUUCCUAUGGGGAUCUUUUUUGACGCUGGACUCCGUGAGGAUGUCCAGCGUCAAAUAAGUGCGAUUUGCUCAGUUUAAAAUGCAGAAGUGGCCUCUUGUGGCUGUCAGAGAGCCAGCCGCUAGAGGCUGGAUGAACCCUGCAAUGUAAACAUAGCAGUUUCUCUGAAACUGCUAUGUUUUCAGCUGCAGGGUUAACACUAGAGGGACCUGGCAUCCAAACCACUUCAUUGAGCUGAAGUGGUCUGGGUGCCUAUAGUGGUCCUUUAAGUAAUAUUUGGAUUGUAACAGUAAUCUACACUUCCUGUGUUUUGCAUAGUAAGUUGGCUACAAAACUACAGAAAAUUAACUAACUUUGAUCUAAUCUUUAUAAUAAUAAGGUAACCUUCCUAUGGGCCUAAAUGUAGUUGGAAAUGGGAUGUCUCGACUCCCACAACCUCCCCCUGUUGCAAGAAAAGGACAUGUAUAAUAAGAUAUAACUAAUGUUGUAAAAUGAUACCCGCGCUACUCUGGUUAAACUAAAUAAUGAGCUUAAUGAUUGUUCAUCAACUUUCUCAACUUCAUGGGAAAUAUGAUUGGGUGGGACAACUCAAAGAGUUGGUUCUCAACUAUGACACUGUUGAUUUAAAUCCACAUGUUAAAGUGGACUCUUGGGACAGCAAGGAUAUUUUCCUUUUUACACUUGAACCAAAGUUCCAAAGUGUCAGCAUUUUUUUAAGGUAUUUAGAUUUUUAAUGAUUUUUACAUCAACAGGCAGAAGGUGAGAAAAUAUUUUAUUUCUAAAGGUUUUAAUUUGUACCUUAGUUAUUAGGAUGAGGACUGAGUAUUAUAUUGUCUUUGGAAAUUGUAGAGUUAGUUUUUAACUCAAAUUCCAACCAUAGAUUUGUCUUUUUUUGAAGUUUAAGGACUCAGAGGUCUGAAACGCAUAAGGAAGUUCUGCUUGGCCAUUUCCCCCCCUGUUUUGGGCCUAAUAAACUUCAGUUUGAUUUUAGUGAGCGCUUGCUGUGGCAUUCUUUCAUCUCGUUUUAUAUUCUAUUUUUCUCUAAACCAAAAUGGAUUAUGAGAAGUUACAAAAAGUAAGCAUUAGCAUUUAGAAUUUUUUAUGAAUUUCUAAAUGCUCUCUUGCUAAAAAAUACUAAUUCUUAAAUUACAGAAAGAUUGCGCAACAGAAUAUAUAUAUUUUAUAUAGAUAGAUAGAUUUCUUGUCUUUUAAGUAAGAAAGUGGGAUGUAGAAUUAAACUUCAGGACAGCUAAACAGCCUGGGGACAAUGAAACAUCAGACAUGUUGCUUGGCAACAUCAACAAUAUGACCUCCACUGAUACAUAACCAUGGCACUUUACAUUGUCUUCUGACAUCUAUUCCAUGGCAGGAGAAUUGUGUGAUAUAUAUACAUAUACACAUCAACCUCAAGACUUAAGGUACUGACACAGAAACAUUAUGCAUGAUGGUAAUGCAGUACAUACACAUUAUUAUUGUUAUUAUUUGAUAUUUCUAUAGCUUCAACAUAUUCUGCAACGCUGUACAGAAGGAAUACAGACAAAUAAUGAACACAUAUUGAUACAAAUGGAACAGACGUCCCUGUCCGUGAGCUUACAAUCUAACAUAACACAAGGUAUUAGAGUGGUAUUAACACUGAUAAAAUAUUCACAUCCAGGAGGCAGACUGAUAAAAAAACACAAAGACUUGAUGCCCACAAAUAUCCAGUACUUACAUAGAUAUUUGAAACAUCUCAUCAUUUCCUUGAAAGUACACAAUGCACAGUGAUACAUGACAAAUACAUGUGAUUAGUACUGACGUGUGCAUAUGCAUACAAUAAACCCUUCAGGCAUACAUAUGCAGUGUAUAAUACAGGCGAUUGCGUGAUGCACCAUGUAUAAUAUAGACAAUAUGCACUAGUGCAUCCUAUCUCAGUACAGUAUUUUAGUGCUCACUUUUUAUCAUUUUGCAUUAUAUAUAUCUAUAUUAGGUAUAUAUUAUGUUAUAUGCAUUCUGUGUGCGUGCAGUUUGUGUGCAUUAUAUAUUUGUAUAGUGUAUGAAUGGGCAUUCUGAGUACAUGCUGUGUAUUAAAGUACAAAUGUUCAUUCUAAGCUCAUGCUAGCAGUGUUCAUUCUAUAUAUAAAUAUAUAGUGUAUCAAUGUGCAUUCUGUACACAUGCAGUGUUUCAGUGUGCAUUCUGAGUACAUGCUAACAGUAUACAUCCUAUAUACAACUAUUAGUGUAUCAAUGUGCAUUCUGUGUACAUGCGAAUGCAGUGCAUCCUAUAUAUAUAUAUAUAUAGGUGUUUAUAAUACAGAGUAUCAAUGUACAUUCUGAGUACAUGUGAAUCCUAUCUGGAUAUGCAGCAUAUCAGCGUGCAUUCUAAGUACAUGUUGUGCAUCCUAUCUGUAUAUGCAGCAUAUCAGCGUGCAUUCUACGUACAUGUUGUGCAUCCUAUCUGUAUAUGCAGCAUAUCAGCGUGCAUUCUGAGUACAUGUUGCGAAUCAGUUUGCCACUGUGUGUUCCUGCUUGUGUAUGCCAGCUGGUGCAGUGGGUGUUAAGAGCAGCUGAUGCUGAUAUAAAGGCGUAGGGGAUUGAGCUGUUUGUACUCACAGUAUGUUUGCCCUUCAUCUAGUAAAAGUAAAUCCUAGGGAUUGAUUUAAAACAUUUUAUGCUCAAUGGCAACAUUUGCCUUUGGGUAAUAGCUUUUAUUUAUAUGAUCUACGUUGCUUAGUUUUACAUCUCUGGGUACCAAAAAUCUAAUAUUAUUAAAUACUACAUUUGAACAUUAUGUACAGGGUUGUAUUGCCAUUCAUUACACCUAUUGCUUUAACUGUGUUUUUAAAAAAACUAAAUCUACCCUUCUCAAUUAGGUAAUCUGGUAUUAUUAUUAUUUGCAUUUGGUUUCAAUUCACAAAAUAAUCACUGCUUAAAAAAUACAUGCUGGUAUAACUGCCAAAUAAGUUAGAUCUGGGUUUGCUUAUCAAAGACAUAACAGUGCCUCAUUGGUCAGGUAUCAGAAAUAUAUGUUGCUUUAAAUGGUUUAAACUGCAACUCCUGUUAUUGUCAGCAAACAUUUGUAGCAGGUGCAGUGGCUAAGUUUGCCUGUGGGUAUAUACUUUGUUUGACAUCAUUUUGCGCUAUUUGCAGUAAAUGGAUAAAAACUCAACCUUUUAGUUCAUGUUUCUCUGUGACAUCAUAUUUCUAGAAGCUCAAUGGCCAGAAACAGUUCAGUUUCAGCAAGAUGUUACAUCUGGCAUUAAGAGUUCUAUUGCUGAGGGUCUUUCUUUUAAUUAGCCUGUGCUGCCUCAGGACACAGCCAGCACAUACCCAAGAAUGGCAAAUAUUGUUUUAAUGAGCCAUGCCUUUGGACAUAUGCCUGAAUUAAUUUUCCCUUAACCGUUUGCGUGCCAAUGAGAGUGCAAUAUACAGACUCAAAAUAUGGCUUAGCCUACUUCCACCCUAUGCAUCUUCACCUUUGUUAAUAGGACCUUACUGUGAUCCUUAAACUUCCUUGCCAAUUGGGCCUGAUUGGAUUCUGCUUAUUUAGAUUUCUCAAGCAGGUGACAAGCUGUCAAGUCGAGAAAGGGAGGUUCUCCAGACAGAUUGUCAUUCCAAAAUUCUGUUAGUCCGAUGAAAUAGGGAUAACAUGAUAUGAUUUAAUCUGUUUUACAUCUGUGUUUGUGUAUACAUAUAUAUGUAUAGACAUAGCAGAAAUGACCGCACUCCAAUGACUUUGUAGAGAUUUUCAAAUAAAAUGUACAUUUUAUUCAAUCCAUUUAAAAAGUCAAUGUUUCAGCUCCCACAUGGAUGAAAGCUUCAUGUGGGAGCUGAAACGUUGACUUUUUAAAUGGAUUGAAUAAAAUGUACAUUUUAUUUGAAAAUCUCUACAAAGUCCUUGGAGUGCGGUCAUUUCUGCUAUGUCGACAUGAUUCUUGUCAGACCAGCACUUGGCACCACAGGAUUACACCAGGAGUGCAAGCCCUCACUAUUCAUAUAUAUGUAUAUGUAUGCAUAGGCUGUAUGUAGGCCUUCUGGCAUAUUCUGGAUUCUUGGAUGUGACUUCAUGUGUUCUUAAUCUGUGUAAUUAAUUUUUUUUAACUCUCCCCCUUCUAGUAGCAGCUCCUGCACGGUACGUUUUUUCUCUCUCUCUCUCCUCUCACUCUGUGAUCCUUAUACAAGAUAUUUACGACCCUCUGUGAGAAUGGUGUCUAUUUUCUAUCAGACCUGUCUCUUAUCUGCACUCAUGCAGCUUUAACCCCUCUAUCACAGCUUGACUUUCAAUUCUGUGUGUCGUUUUUGCUCAGAAAUGCUUCAGACUUAAGAAAGCUUGCCAUUCUAAAAUUCUGUCAGUCUAAUAAAAAAGAUAGUAACUUCAUCUGUUAUUUUACAUAUAUAUAUGUAACUAUAAAGACGUUUGUGGACUCCACCUGGCAGUUUUUCAGACAUGUUCCAGCUCCUUUCUGUUAAAUUAUGUGUAUCUCUCUGGAGGUUAGUCUUGUUUCCAUUCCUCACUCAGACUUUCAAGGCAAAUAAAACCUUGAAACUGAAAUUCCACUUACUUUCUUCCACUCACCAUUGAAGUACACCUUGGUAGUGGGUAAAUUGUGGGAGAACUUUGAGAAAAGUAGUGGAAGAUAUUGUAUGAGAUGUUUUUAAAAACAUUUUAUUAAUGGGAGAUUUUUGAGUUAGGGGUUUGCAGUGUUAGGGAUGUUCAAUCUUAUGGAGGCUCAUACACACUUAUCAAAAACUGGGCCAACACGUCAUUACUACAGCCACUCACGUCUUGAAAUUAGACACUUUCUUAAUUGGAGCCAAUUUUUCAUCUUGCACCACUAUCUCUAUUCCUAAAAGGGGAAAACAUUGUAUCUGGGGCAAUUGCAUUCUUACCAUUUGAUAUGAACCCCACACACAUAUCCCUCCCCAGCUAGGGCUAAUAUUUCAUUUGGCACAGUCAAACCAUUCAUUCAGCACACACCUUCAUCAGGAUCAGCUUUUUAACUGGCACAGCUUCCUUCAUUUCCCACUUAUAGGGUUGUUCACUAAAGUGAGAAUUCUAGGAAAAUCCAUAGUGAAUUCAAAUUGAAACUCAUAGUAGCCAAAUUGGAAGAAGUCAGCUAGACUUUCAAUUACGCUAGUCUGGCCUUACAUUUGAAGUUUACUUGGAAUUCACUUGGAAGUCUCACUAUAAAAAGUUAUUCACUGAAGUGAGAAGUCUUGGUGAAUUUAAAGUGAAUAUUUCCAGUCCGGCUACUUUGACCGUACAAUUUCAAUUCACCUUGAAUUCUCAUAUCCCCAAUAGUGAAUAAGUCUGUUAGUAACAUUCUGUAAGCUGACAAGAACAUUCCCUUUCCAUUGAACUCCAGAAAAAAAUAAAAUGACAAUCCACAGAUUUUACUUACUGAGUUCAGGUAGUCUUGUUAUAAUAUUGAGCACUCUCCCACCGGAUUCUCACUUUGGACGAUCAUAGCAGCGCACUGUUAUUUUCUAUGAGCAGUUACGACAGCUUCUGAAUCCACUUGGGUAGAGGUGCCUUGCAGUGAUUAUAGUAUCCUAAUCUCCCAACGUAAUGACAGCUUAUUUUUAUUUUAUUUAUACAUAUCAAAAAGUCCCCUGUGCCAGCCACGGCACUGAAAAACAUACAAAGCCUUGUGACUGUGUCUACGCAUCCCACAACAUUAACACAAGCAGCUGCCAAAAAAAUGUUUACAUGGUUUCCCAGUAAAUCUUUCCUUUUGUCUACUUUUGUCUGUUAAUUUAUUGUUGCCAUAAAUAUAUAAACAAAUAGAAUUGUCCCAAUUGACACCAUGUUAUAUAUUGGCCCAUAAUUAGUCUAAACACUCUAUAAUGUGUAACUGUGCCGCUGCUGUUGGUUUUCCAGAGCAGACAAAAGGAGCUUUAAAAUAGACAAUGGGCAUUUUAUAGUCUGUGUAUUCGCCUACAAGACGGAGUUUGAGUAAAUGUUGUUUUUGUACCCUCUUCCACAACCCCCCUCCUCUUUUCCCCUACCCCUUCUUCCCCCAUGGCUGGUUUGCAGGACAGCUGCAGAGUCUGUUGGUAAACACUUUACUGAGUUAACAUUUUUGUUCAGAUCUCCUUCUCCCCUUCCUCUUUUUUUUUGAAUAAUAACACAAUGACAGCAUUGUUAAAGGGGGAUUUCAAUGAGGGGUCUCUGGGCAUGUUCCCAGCAUUGUCAAAGGAGUGGGAAAAAAAUAGCCCUGCCGGGAGAAUCAGACCAGAUUCAGACAGAUGCCUAAAUUGUCAACAAAGCCUCUUUUUUUCAGUGUCCCCCUAGACAAGGCCGGCUUGUUUGUAUGUGUGUGUGUACGUGUGUGUGUGACAGUGUAUAGCAUGCUUUAGUGCUGGUUGCAUGUCUGCCCAUGUUAAUUAGUUUCCUGCAUGUAUGUCUAAAAGGGUGGCAAAUAAUAUUUUGUCCCAGCACUAUGGGAAGCCUGUGUGAUAGGAAGGGGGGAUGGGCCUUGGAAAAUGCUGGAUAGAAUAGGCAGAUUUUUUUUUCUUUUUAUAAUAAACGGAAAUUUUAAAAUAGAAUGGCGGGGGAAUCCUGUAGUAUUGAGAGCUCAUUAUCAUUAUAUGUGUACUCUUCAUUAACCCCUUUUAUAUCCAGUUUUUCUAAGCUUGUUAGGCUGUUAUAUACACAAUCGUGCUGAAAUAUCUCAUAUUUUACAUGCUAUUUAACCAAUAUAAUAUGAAUGUAAAAUAGUUAAAUAGCAGUUUAUAGACAGUGAAAAGUCACUUGCAAUAAUUACAUUUGUCUGUGUAUCUUUGUAUCUAUCUGUCUGUCUGUCUAUCUGUCUAUCUCUCUGAUUUCCUGUCUUUUUUGUCUGUCUAUCAUUUUUCUACCCCUUCUAUAAUGUUCUAUCUUUCUUUCUGUUUAUCCGCUCCUCUGUCUAUCUUCAUGUCUAAUUUUCUCCAAUGAUCUAUUUUUUACAUAUUCAUACAUUAUAUAUAAAUGCAUUCCCAUGUCUGUGUAUGUGUGAAUCCACAUUACUUAUAUAAAUGUAUUCUCAUUCUUGUCUGUCUAUAAAUAUUUAUACAUUCAUACAUCAUAUAUAUUAACUGAUUCAUCUUUGUGUGUGUGUGUGUUUGUGUGUGUAUGUGUGUUUGUGUGUGUAUGUGUGUGUGUGUGCAUGUUUGUGUAUUUGGGUACAUUUAGUUUUCCCUGAUUACGAUUUUUUCACUUCCGGAGUUGGUAGGAAGGUUAACAAAUCUCUAUUGAUCAGCUUCUUAUAUAAGAUUAGAUUUUUUUUUCAUGCCUUAAAUUAACUUUUGUAGCAUGAUUUGCCACAGUUGUAAAUGUCCAAGAUUCUCUUUGUUCAUCAGCUGUCAUGCAUUCUUACUACCUAGAACCAUCUGAAAUCAUAAAUCCUCAUACUAAAUAAUGGAUAUCCAUUAAUCUACCAGAGAUUAAAAUGCAAGGAACGGCGUGCAUAAAGCCCAGGGACCAGCUAAUUAUUUUGUCCUCUGAACUUUUUUUGGAAAUGAAAAAAAAUAUAGUUUAAAUGAGGAGUUGUUAGGUUUUUAAAGGAACUAGGAAUAACUACAGACUUGCUCAGUCUGCACAGGACAUCAAUACAAUACAAGAGGCUGACAUUCCAUAUUACCGGAUGUAAUUUUAAGUCCAGCAUUGUCGUAUUUUAAUAACAUUUUACUUCACCUUUGUUUUACAACUUUUUUAUUUUGGCCUAUAUUUUGCAAGUUGGUUUUCAAUUCACCACAAUUCACGAAAGGGUUAUGAGACACAGGGUUAUUAUGUGAAUUUUGUAUUGCUAAGUAUUUUUAGGCUAGAGUAGUCAAAUCGGAAAAAAAAUCCAGUUUAUUACUGUUUCAUGUUCUGCUAUUUUGGCCUUAGAAAUUUACUUUGAAUACUCUUUGCAGACUGGCUAGACUUGCCCUGGAGCAAAUACACAUACAUAGAGCGAUGGUAUCAACGCUGUCUCAAAGGCCUGUUGAAAAGGCGUUUGCUUCUUUGGACUUUCUGUUUUUAAAGUCACUUCAAAGCAACUUAAACCUCGUUACCUUAGGUGAAAUAUCAUUUUAAAUAAAUUAAAGUACAUAUGAAAAAAUAAAUGAAUAAAUAAAAUAAUAAAUUGUACAUAUGAAAAAAAGCAGAUUACUUUCCUGAAUAUGGUCAUUUUUAAAAUUAAUAUAAAUGACCCUCAAAAGUAGAUGAUUGUAAUUCCUGCGAGUGGUCUGCAAGUUUCUCCAGGUCAUGUGAAAACUUCUGUGUCCAGUUGAGUGUUAACUAGUAUCUACGUUUGUGUAUUAUUUUAGUUUGCAAGCUAGCUUUUCAGAUUAAGGUAUUAUGUGACUUCGAUUUUGUUCUGACACUUUUAAAUAAGAAUUUCUAUCAGGGAUAUUCACUAAACUGAGAGUUCCAAGUGAAUUUCAAGUUUAAAGCCAAAAUAGCCAAACUGGAGUCAGAUAUGCUUUCGUUUAGCUACCUUAGCCUUAAAUUUAAAUUCUCAUUUUAAACUGUGUUUGAAGUGAUGCCCCUUGUGCUUUAAACCCUCUAGUGGUGGUAUGUCCAACCUGUGUUAAUGUAGACAUCACACUCUGUUUGUAAAUCCAAGUGGAGAGAUGGCUGGUACUAUUAUGUGUACUAUUCAGAGUGUGAACUAUAAGAUUUGUUCCGCUUGCACCUUCAUAGGUAAGGCUUGUUUUACAAAUGUCAUGGACAUAUUUGUAACUGUUUAGUAAUACAUGCAGAAGAACAGAAUCAUUGGAAAUUGGGUUUAGAGAAAGCAUAGCCAACUUAGAGCCGUGGUGCAGACAAAAUAAAGAUGGAAGAUAAAAAAAUAAAGACAAAAGGGUGGAGGAACUGGGUACAAGCACUGGGAAAUAGGGCCUGAUCAGGAAGAUGAAAGCACUUCAAGCUGUCACUAUAUUUGAAGAGCUACUGUAACCGUCAAAUUGUGAAGAGAUUGGCAGAGCACUUCUUAAUUUAUGCCUGCUGCUAUUGUACAGAUGCCUGGCUUUAAUUUAUUCUAGGGAGCAAAGGGAAAGAAAGUGGGGGUUGUUUUUUUUUUUGUUUUUUUUUUUGGUGGAGGGAUUGAAGCAUGUAUAUCAAUAAGGGCUGUACAGGACAGAGCAGAUUCUCUCCCUCUCUCUGCUGCCAUGAAUUCAUUGUGUUCAAACUGUGUGUGUGUGUAUUCAGUAGGAAAGAGCAGCAGUGUUCACUGGAAGCUGGGUCUCCCUCCUCCUCUCUCAUUGGAUUAAGGCAGACAUUUUGAACUGUGGGCAUAUAAAACAAGCGGUCGUCCGAUUAGUGAUUUAGAACGUUGACAUGUGUGCAGUGCAAUUCAAUAUGUGCCUUGCCAAUACUACGCCGUUUACAUAUGGACUGUUUCUCAGUUUUUCCAUAUUAUACAUUAAAAUACGAAAAGUGUUAAUCGGUGUCAGCCUGUUCAGAGAAUAGAGCCAUUGCAAACCUUCAAACUGAAUUUUAAUCUCAGCCAGGGAAGGAUAAAUAAAUACAUGUACACACCACUGAUAUGCUGGAUAUUUGUACCUUUUAUUUAUACAGUGAUGGCACAUACUGAAGCUCUCCCUGCAUAUCAUUUGUUGUGUGCACACAUUGUAUGCUUCUUUGUCUGUGGCAACACAAUUCUAAAAAGACAGAUCUCUUAUAUGGUUCUAUCUUGCACGUGUUCAUCGUUUGGAUAGGCUUCAGGAAGACAGACACAUGGAGGUUUGAAGAUUGUCUUCUAUAGUGGGAUACGAGUAUUCAUUAAGAAGUUACCUGCAUGUUUCUGUGAUAUAGAUUCUGCUUUAUAUUUUGGGCUCCUAAUAAGAUGUAGUCCAGUGUCUUGCUGAUAAGAUUAUGUUUACUGGUUGACGUAGACACAGGUGUGUUAAUGCUGUUUCUAGCACAUCAUCGUUGACUUUAAUCUUUUACCAAUCAUAUUGCUGCUCUGACCAGUUCCAUAAUAACCUAUGUCUUUAUGACUUGUUAUAGUUCUAAGCUAAGUUUUCUUAGCUUACACAAUCUUGUUCAAUGUAUAACAUUUGCCAUACCUUUAUAUAAAAGUCUGAAGAGAUCCCACCGAUGCCAACAAUAUAUUUUAGCAUGUCAAGGAUAAUGUGGAUUUCUGCUCUGGAAGCUAGCUGUACAGAUAAAAUCACCAAUGAGUCUUAUUUUAAAUCCAAUAUUUUUACCCUUUUAUAUGGGAUCUACAUUUCUCAGUCACAUGCUAUGGACGGUGGUUUAGGUCAAGGGUUAGCAGUGGGCAAAGGCAUAUCAAUUACCAACACAUGGGCACGAUAUGAAGAAAAUCCAUCCCAUUAGAGAAUUUCCAUAUCUACAAUGAUAUAUGCAUAUUGGAUUGAGGUUACAUCUUGGAUUCACAAGGACAAUUCCCACGUGUUAAACAUAGUUUAUUACAUGUUCUAUGACCUUGUUUUUCUCUCUGAUUGUUGUCAGCCUAUUUCUGGUCAUCGGGUGUAAAGAUUAGGCUAAUGUCCCAUAGAUGCAUCCUACCAAAUGAUCAAGACUCAAGUGUGUACCGUAAAAUCUAGAAACAAAAUGUCUAGAUAUAGAAAACUAUUAAAAAAUGAUGGGAAAUUUUUUUUUUAUAAAUGUAAAAUAUCAUAUAUUGUAGGUAUGAUAAAACGUAAAAAACAAUUACACUAUGUCUGAGCACAUCACACAAUAUAUUUUGUUAAGAGAUUUCUUUUAAUGGAAUGAUGCCUUAAUGUAAUAGAAUAGUGCUUUCCUUAUAACGCGUUUCUUAUGGUUUUAAUGGGAAAGCUAUGAAUGUAUGCACUAAAAUAGUUUUAAAAAUAUGUACUGUCUGAGGCCUUUUUGUGGACUCUAUAUAUGUGCUCCUUAUGGGAGUAGGCAGUCCAAUGACACAGUUAUUAGAUCAGUAUAAUAUUUUAUUGGAAAAUAGUGGCAAUUUCUAUCUUCAUGAUAACCCAUCAUGAAUUGAGCUGUUUGGAAAAAUGAAAUACUAUUUUAGCUUUGCAUACAUUUUUCUACCAAGAUCAUACAGCAAUUGUAUAGGACCCAUAUUGCAAGAAUUUCAUUUAUAAUAAGAUAUGAAAUAAAGUCACAAUGAAUGGCAUUAUAUUUCUCUUUAUAUUUUCAUUUCCACACAACAGAUAUAAUCAUAUAUUAGAUUGUUUUGUAGGUAGCCCUCCACUGGAGAAACCUUGUGUAUGAGUAGUGAAUUAAUACAUGCGUGAAAAAUACCUCUGCAACUGAAUUGCAUUUAGGGUAAUAAUCAAACUGAGAAACACAUACAACUCAAUGAGUGGACAAACGAUAUAAACCAUUAUAUUUAAAAUAUAGCCUUAUACUGAGAACUGACAUUUAAAUGAAUAGUAUUUUGUGUAAUAAUGAAAUAUAAUGAAAGCAAUGCUGUACCACAAGUGAGAGAGGCUUUGUACUAUUGUUUAUGCAUCAAGUGUUUGGUAGAUGCAACAACUAUUGUAGUCCGGUGACACACCUGCUAUUAGUGCAUAACAAUUUUUUAUGCUAGCUGUGGUUUAAAAGCAUAUCAAGUGACAUGGGAGGCUAGCUGGCCCCGCUUGACAAGUCAUUUAAAUCUCCUACAAAUUGCUUGGGCAGCACUUCUUAAAAAGCCAUCUCAAAAGGGGCAAAUAAUUUUUUUUUUUAAACUUAAAUGUGAAAAACAAAAACAAAUGAAACCUGUGAAUUCAUCUUCCGUGCUAUUUGCAGAGAAUUUAUAGGCAUAUUCUGUGAUAUUAAUACAAAGUCUAAUCCGAAUGGGAAUGUUCUUUAAACAAUUCAGAAAGGACAAUUAUUAGUUUGUUGUUUAUUAGAAAGAUUUAUCAUGGAGGUACAAUUAUAGGAGGUGAAAGGGGAUUUUUUUUGUUGUUUAAAUGAAUGGUUUGCAAGCGGUGUAAUAUUUAAUGAGAAUUUGGUGGUUUGUUUAGCUGGAUAAAGUUUAGAAGAAUAUUGAUGAAAAUAAGAAAUCUAAACUCUGACUUAUGCUUUUUCCCAUGACACAUAUUCACUGCUUAGACUUUUCUAUACCUAUUAUCUCAGUUGGUUCUAAAGGAGAUUUGAUAACAAGAGACUGGGAAUAUCUGAUCUCCCAGCUAUCAGAAAUUAGUUGUUUGUGAGAUUUAUAGUCCUUAAAAGCAACAGUGAAAGAGAAUAAUUUUAAUAUGGACUAUGUUUGCUUUGAUGCAGCAUGGUCAAUGUAUCUGGAGGACUGUUAUGGGGGUUAUUCACCAAAUUGAGACGACAAAGUUAUUUUUAAAUUUAAGGUAAAUGUAGCCACAAUGGGAUGAUUCUCUUAUGUUAUAUUUUCAGUUCGGCAUCUUUGACUUUAACUACAAAAUUUACUUUAAAUGCACUAUGAAUUCUCACUUUAGUAAAUAAGUAUGUUUGUCACUGUUAGCUAAGAUUUUCCAUCUUACUUUCAGGAAGUUCUCCAGUAUCUGUGACCUUAAAGUGACACUCCAAACUCCUAGAGCACCUUUGCUUGCUAGAUAGCUUUAUAUGUGAAGAGUGUGUCCUAUUUUUUUAAUUUUGGAAACAGUGCAAAUUUCAGUAGAUAUUUACACGUUUCUAAGUUAUACUGGUUACACCCCCUGACUUUUAAAGCACACAACAGGUCCUGUUACUUCCUGGUUUGGUUAGCCCAUUUGCACUGAACUCAAGAGGCAGCAAUUGCCCAGCGCACCUGCCUUGCAAAUACUUCUCAUUGAGCUGCAUUGGGCAGUCUAUGAUUGGACAGCCACAGGAAGUCUGGACGGGAUUAGAAGGGGAGGGUUUGCAAAGGCUACAGACAAGAGAUUUGGGGGUUUUGCAAGCUGUUUUAGAUAUAUCUCCAAUGAUAAAAUGCAUAGUUACAUGCAUGCAAGUUUUCAUUGGGGAUAUAUGUACUAAACAGUGAUUUUGAUGUAUUAUGUAUUUCGGUGGUGGAGUAUCCUUUUAAUUGGUGAUGCCAACAAAUAUAAAUGAUCUUGAAUUUUGUAAUUUAUGCAAAGUCUUCAGCACUGGCACAAAAUUAGCUAGUAAAAAAGUAAAAAAUAGUAAAUAGUAAUAAAGGAAAACAAAAUACUAUAUGAAACCAAUCAAUCAGCUUGGGCACCUUUAAAUGAUCUUUUCUAGUCAUUAACUGAUGUAGGAGAAAUGGUGUGAAGCAUUGGAUUAACUCACAAAAUUGCCAGGAGGUGAUUCCUAAAUGGAUUCAAAUGCCCUUGUUAUGGGUUGGUGUAUACUGUUUACUAUUUGCAUAAUAAAAUAAUACUAAAGUAAAGUAAUUAACCAGAAAAGGUACAUUUAUCUUUUUGUUUCCCAAGUACAUCCUGGGGUGUAGAUUUUACGCUGCGUGACAUUAAAAAGUGUUGAUGAUUUAUGAUUUAUAGCUUUAGCCAUAUCCCACAAGAAAGUACUUUGCUAAAAUGGCUGUUGUAUAUUCAUGUCAUUUUAUAAGAGCCUAUUGUGGGAGGUAUGUUGGCCUUUAAUGUUCAGUGUCACACUGAAUUAUUUUUACAAAACUCUUGUCGUGAGGUAUUUAUUAAAUCAGCUGUGGCUACUUUGCGCCCAUUGGCCUGGAAUGCUGCAAUACAAGUGCUUGUUGCCAGUCUGUGCUGCAGAUAUGCCUGUUAGCUGCAUCCAAUCACUAGAGAGAUACCUGUAGGGUUAACUGUAUCCGCUGAUGGUAGGCUAAAGGAAAAUGUAGAGUACCAAAAAUGGAAUGAACAAAAGCCUCAUGUGUAUACAAAAUAUAUAAUAUAGGUCUGCAUAAAAUGGAUUGCUUUCCUUAAAGACACGUUAAUUUUAGGUAUCACAUAUACAAGUGUGGUUACAGUUUAUAAAUGUAACGGUGGGAUAUCUAGUGUGGAUAUUGGAUAUCUGAAUAUAUACAGUGAAGGAUACAGAUAGACAGACAGAUAGGGAGAGAGAGAGAGAGAAAGAGAGAGAUGUUUUAGAGAAAUAUGUUGGGAAUCAGAUAUACAGUAUAUAAAAACAUACAUGUAUGUUUUAUAGCUUGAACUUUAAUUUUGUGUAGAGUGUGUAUUAUAGUUUUUUUUUUUUUAAGAAUUCUGCUCAAAAUAGCAACAGCAGAUUUAAAAAAAACCAAAAAAAAACGUCUUCAUGGAAAAUCCUCUCCUAUAAACCUUUCUGUGCAAAUGGCCGGUCUUUUUACUCUUGUCUUGUUGCACUUAUGAAACAUAAAUUGCUUUGUAAAGUCUUUACCACGUUGAUCUGCAAAAGAUGUGCCUGUGGGGAUAAAAUUUCCAUAUGAGAAAGCUGCUUAAUGAAUAUGUGGAUAAUGUGUUUUCUCCGGAAAGGCUGGUUGGCCCAGUUAAAGUCACGUAAUCAGGCUAUGCCUUGGCUUUGGCCAAAUAGGAUUAACCCCUUCAGUGCACUGGGCAACUAGCCAGGGUUAUCAACAGCGCACAGCUAUACGUGAACAUGACUUUGUGGUAUUAGUUCUUUAUUUCAAGGGACCUAACAAAAAAAAAUGCAAAGUGAUCGUUUAUACAGGAACACAAUUAUGCAUUCUCUCUCUCUUUCUCUCUCUCUCUUUGUCUUUAUAUAUGUAUAUGGUGUGUGUGUGUGUGUAUGCAUAAAACAUAUACAGAUAUAUAUUGGAAUAAAUUCAUUUUUUCCCCUCAUUAAUUUAAUUACUAUCUAUAGUGUGCUAAAACUAACACUUGUAAAUAUUUUUUUUGUCUGUUGAGGUGGCCAUCUUAGAAUUGCAUUACAAUUUCCAAUCCCUUACUGGCACUUACAGAUAAAAACAAAUGACAGCAGAGAUGUGAGGUCAAUAGCCUAUAAGAAUGUGAUACUUUAAAAAGAUCCCAUCAUUCUCCCAUGUAAGAAAGAAGUAAAGGUCGUGUGGGCUCCCAGUUAGUAUUUGAUGCCCCAAGAGACAAAAAAGGUUUAAGAUUCCAUAGAGCCACAGGCAGGCUUACCUCUCUGGGGCACCCCUUCUUUCUUCACUCAUGAAUGGUGAAUGGGGCCAAACAAAUUAAUAGAUACAGAUGCCCUGUCUAGUCUGUGGGCCCUUGGUGGACACCCAAGAUCACCUUAUGGUUAGCCCUGGUCUAACAAUGUUAUAACGGUCAGCUAACAAUCUUUUAUUUAUUUACUUUUUUUAAAUUAGAACAUAUUUUAAAAUUAUCCUUACAAGGCAUAGGCAAAGUUUAAGUGAUAUAUAUAUAUGAUGGUGAAUAAAAUGCCAUGGACGCAGCCAAUACAUGUACUUAUGAUUUUUCACUAAGUGUAGUUAAAGAGGGUGUAUCCUGUAAACCAUAAUGCUUUUAAUGUUCUAAUGUAUUCCUGUAGUAAUGUACAUUAUUGUUUCUGGUGCACUCCUCAUGGUGUGAUAGGGGGCUAUGUUUCUUCUGCUGUCCUGUUUUUGGCUGUCCCGCUCACUUUUUCUCCUCAACUAACCUUUCGUGGAAUAGGACUAUUCCAUGUGACCUAGAAUUGCAGUCAUUUGUCUUCUAUAUCAAGAGUCUUAAAGAUACAUAUCAACUGGAGAUGUUGUAGUUAAAAUAAGUGUCUUUCAAAGUGCAUUAAUUUACAUAGGGGAUCGGGACACAGCACACCGACGGGCGACCAGGGAACUGACACAACAUACUAAAUCAGACCCCUGACAUGCCUAUAACAGGAGACAGUAACCUGACAGCGGUCUAAACUACAUUACCUUACACACUCAGCAUGAUCCACCACAAAACGACUAGAUAAUUCCCGAACACCACAUACCGACUACUCACCCACUCCGAUACGAGGAGGAAAAGUGGAACCCAAGGAAGGACUCUUCUAGACCUACGAAACCUUUCUCCCCCCUUUCAUUUCUACUCUCUACUACAAUUACCUCCCCCCCCACUUAACCGAUCCAUGGCAUAGGAACACGGGAUCCACACUGGAUGACUAAAUGCGGUGUAUACAAUCACACAGGAGGUCGCGAUAAGAACAUGAAGUGUAACCAAUGGAUACAUAUAGGGUUCCAUCCCGAAUCUGACCAGUGGGAAAACACCCUCAUACCAUCUAAUUACACACCACAUAUAAACUAGUCAUGUCUUAUGCCUAUCUUAUUACGCAUUACCUUAAAGCCGCAAAUGUUACCUAUAGCAAUAAUUUGUUGGAUAUUAUGGACUGCUGUAUAAUGCAUGAUAUGUUAUGCCACCACGUUUUACAUGGAGGCCUGCGAGCCUCAUUUUCUAUGUCUCCUCUUUUAUUGAACUUUCAUCAAUAAAAUCAGAUUUACAAAAGAAAAAUUUACAUAGGGGAUUUAUCAAAGUGUCAUGAUCUGUAAACGUAAACUGGUGAAAAGUUCUAAAAGCGGGGGGGACAGUCACCAUGGAAACCAGUAGAACCAGCAGGCAAAUUCCAUUGGUGAUAAUUCCUCUUUUACAGCUUUGCAUCACCUUUUAGAUCACACAACAUUGAUAAAUAUCCAAUAUAUCCUAAUAGUCUACAUGGCUUUUGAGGGGAUAUAGGAAUGGGUACUAUAUUCUGCAGUAUAUUGACCAAUUGCCCCCGCAUACUGGGUAAGCUAAAAAGAGAGUAUUUCCAGGCUCUAUAGGGGUUCCAUAGUAUGAACCCUUACCACUCACGCACACAAAUGAUUUUAGCUUUAGACUCACUUAUCAGCGAAAUUCUAAGCUAAUUGGCUCUAGUUGAUAUUUCUACUCCUUGCUGGUUGCUAGGGAAAAGCUAAAGUAUUGGUUCGAACCAAGAUUUUUAAACUGGCUUCACUUCAAAGGUUAGUUGAUUUCUCAAUGUUCAUUUAAGAGCCCCCCAGGGUGCAUCUAGAACCUGGAAGUAACCUCUUCUUAUUGAAGUGAAGGUUUGAAAACCAGUACAUUUUAUAGCUUUUCAUUUAGAUGGCUAAUGUGUAGUGUUGAGUCAUCAUAGACCUUUAGCAGAAUCAAAGCUCAGAGAGGGAUUUUACAAGGAAUUCAUGUUGAGUAUAAACAUUCAAAGCCCAAUGUUGUUUCAUUGUGGAACCUGCUAAAGUUAAACAGCAGAUAUGGAUCUACAUCGGACAUAGUUAUUCCUGAUAGGGGUAUUGUUGCAAGGAAUAAACAACAUCCUUCUCUUACAGCACCAAUUCUCAUCUUUCUCAUCCAGCCCUUAAGUAGUAUUGAUUAACCCUAUUUAAAUGUCCUGACAGGUACACUCGGUUAAGUCAUAUCACUCAUUUCUUCCAAUCCACAUUUCAUCAUGUUCAGGCCCUUGCCCUCUCUUUCACUGCCUGGAAUCCAAAGUGAAUUUUCAAUUUAAGGCCUUUUAGCCAGACUGAAAACAGAAUUGACUUUGAGAAUAUUUCUAAUUGGUGUAUUGGUCUAAAAUUCUCUUUCAAUUCACUUAGUAUUACAGGCAGUUCUUACUUUAGUGGAUAAAUCUGUUUGUGUUCUAGAGCAUGAGGAGUGUGUCAUCUGUACCAGAACUCCCUCAAGCCACACUAACACUCCUAAAGGGGUGCAGCUAAAAUUACAAGGAGCGGUGCAAUCCCCCCGCAAAUAUAAAAAUGACUGCUGGAAUAACAUUUUGAGUUGCUCAUGCAUUCAACUCAGCUGUGACUCCUUGUUAAUCUGCUCAUGUGGGCUACAAUCCCGAAAAGGCCUGUUAGCUUUGGGCCACUGAGAGAAGAGACAUUCCAGGCUGAGCACUGUUUAAAGCCGGGUGUCUGAUCCUUUGCAUGUUGCUGCAUCUCUUUCUGAUGAAAUCGCUGAGCAUGGAGAGAAUUCCCAGGGUUUAGAAGGAUUUGCUCAGAGGGCAGAACACGGGAAAAAUCACAACAGGGUGGUUUUGGAGCUCCAAGUUUGGGUAUUAGGAAGGGUUCUGCUGGAGUGGGCACCAAUCACUAGUACGUCAAAUGUAGAAAUUCUUGUAGAAUAACUAUUAAGCAACGUUAUUAUGCCUGUCAGUUAUUUGCUGUCAUAAGUUCCCACUAUAUAAUUAUAAUGUAAUAAUAAUGAUAAUAAUAUAAUUGAUGUGCUACAUGUAAUAGAUGUGCAUAUAUUUUCCUCCUCCUCCUUUGGUGUGUUGUGAUAAACAAAUAGCCCAAUAUAUGAUACCUCAAUCUGUAAUAGCAGUGUUUUUUAUUAUUAUUAAAAUUAUUAACAUUAUUAUCAGUAGCCGUUUUUUUAAGCACCAACACACUCAGCAGUGCUGUACAAUGGAUGAGUUUAUUAAUAAAUAAUCUUUAUAAAGCACUUGAUCAGUAGACUGUAUGAUAACUUUCACUUGGAAGAAGUGGGGUUUAUUAUAUAUAUAUAUAUGUUACGGCUCUCCCGGCAUAAAGGGGUUAAACUGCCGUUUAGUAGAGUUUCCCUUUUUGGGGAGGUACAGGUACAGCUACUGUAGAACCCCAACUCCCGAACUGGAACCAGGGAAUGCUCCAAACUCCCGAACAUUAUACCCAGUAGUACUCCAAACUCCUGAACGGUAAUCUCACGAAUAGCUGCUAACAGACGAACACACACAGCAUCCAAGCAGCUUACAUUCCCAGCAAUCAGUCUCUAACCGCGCACAGUAAAUCCCCUCAAUCACGAGACCAAGCUCCGUAUUGAGGGUAAAACAGGAUUCUGGUUUAUUGAGGGCAACCUGCCCGGUAUUUAUGCAGGUCUCCCACCUGGUGGACACUCCCCUAGGGGACCAGAUGGAAGACUGUAACACAGACAGACAGGUAUCACAUUCAGACACAGAAGUAAAACAUCCCCACAAUGCAUCCUAAUUUCCCUCCCUCUAUCCUGGAGAUAAUUGGGAAGUAAUCCAAUUAUCUCCCAGGACAGAGGCAAAUCUCCAUUAUACACGUGGGGACACAGAGACAGUAAAAUACAUUAAAACAUAUAAUAUUACAUUUACUACACCAACCCCAUACAUAAGCGCACAUAACUACAGAAUGGCGCUCAGAUCACACACAUACAGUUCAAUUGCCAUGGAGCCAAAGUCUUUAAUUACACAAAUAGGCUCCAUGGCAUAGCUAUCUGGGUUAAAACAUUCACUUAAGUAAAGUCCCGAUCAAUCCAGCGUUCAUUUAAACAACCGAAAUAUAAGCAGGGAAGGCUGGAGGCUCAGCGGUGCCUGCACGUAAAAGUAUCCGCUUUUAGUGCACUGUUUCUGGGCUGAGCACUGCUGGCUGUCCGGGGAGCUCCAUAACACCGCCACCGGGUGGCGGCUAUGUGUAACCGCGACCACCCAGUACAGUCAAUUAAGCUGCGGUUAACCGCAGCUACUGGGUGGUCAAUUGACGGCACACGCUAGCUUCCCGGUGGUCGCGCCUUUGUGCGGCUUUCGGUAAUUUAACAGGGGAACACAUAGGGACUGUACAGUCAGGGAAAUAAACCAAACAUACAGACGAAUGGAGGGAAAAUAAAUGUAAUCCAUAUACAGACAGUUCUGUUACAAUAUAUAUAUAUAUAUAUAUAUAUAUACACACACACACACACACACACAGAUAUCCCCUUUUUAUUAUUAUAUUCCUGGGAGCCUAGACAAACAGAAACAGACUGAUUCUGAGGGCUUGCCCACAUGCUUACAAUCUAAAUAUGAACAGUUAUGUGGGACACAAAGAGUGUAUUUUAAAUAUAUCAGACCAAAAAAGAAAAUAAAUGUAUAGCUGCAAUGUCAGCCCUGUGUCAGAACAAGGAAUCAUCUAUAUAAUUACUUUACACACCUUCUCACCUAUAAAGAAAAAAACAGUUUAAAAAAUGUUUACCACAAUCUAAAAACUAGUAUACUAGCAUGUAGGCUACAAUUAUGCCUUCCAUUACAGGUCUUAUGAAUAUCUUAAUCAUCUGGAGCUACAUUUAGUCCCUCUGCCUCCUAGAGAGAUAAUUUACAUGAGUCUAUAAGAAGUACAGUGCUGCUGAAUAGUAGCUGCUGAAGGAUGAGGCAGAAGGCAUCAAAGCACACAUUACAUUGAAACACUUGGUUUUACACUGUGCUGGCAUUUUGGGAAUUUCCUCUACCCAAAGUAUCAGCUUACUCUUUACAAAUACUCACGUGCAGGGUUUUUCACCAUCUGCGUUUAUAUUUUUGGAAUACUUAGUGUAGCUUAUUAAAAUUAAAUUUCUAUUUCUGCGAUUAUAUUUCAGAAACCACAUGAAGUAAUGCAAUACGAUGAAUAUAGCACAAUGUAUGUGUUACGUAUCUACAAACGUGCAAUAUUUCUGGGAACUAUGAGUGCCUACAUUACAUAUUAGUUGUGGAUGUUGUAUUCCAAAUGAAUGUUAUGAUCAUGUUUUAUAUCUUAAUAAAACGUGUUCAUGUUAGCUUCCUUUUCAUGUGUUUGGUACAGAGCUAUUUUUAGUCUACUUACAUUGAGCAAGGGCUGGUGUAGGGAGUUAAUACAUGUUUUGAGUAUGGAUACGUUAGCAGAAUUGCCAUGAAGACAAUGUGAAACGUUUCCUUUUCAAAGGGCUCUGUUAUUGUUCUGUAUAUCAUUCUAGAACUGGUUACCCUUUAGCAAUCCUUUUUAGAUUAUUACUUACAUAAAAAAAAUUCCCACUAGACAGACUCUGCCAUGUGCAAUAUAUUUCCAUUUAUAUAUGUUUUCUAACUGAUAAUUAGUCCAGGUUCUUACCUAAUAACGGGCAGAUACUGUUUUUGAUAAUUAUAAUAUGAUGCUCUUUUUGGUCACAGCUCAUGGCAACUACUAAAUCGUACAUGGUUGGGAUCUGUUUUCGGAUCCCUAAUUAUAUAACAGUUAUUCUGUUAGUAGAAGCCAGGUGACAUUCAAGCAUUACCAACUCAUAUGCAUAAGAGGUAAUGGACCAACAAUUCAAUUGCAUUUGCAGUUCAAUUGUUUUCCAGUGCCAAUGUAUGCACUGCGUGGGCCACCAAGUUCAGGUCGGUUUAGUAGAAUCUUGCCACAGGUGGAUCCUUCCAUGGAUUAUAUUCACUAAACAGUGUCAUAUGCUUUAAUGGAAAGUGAUAUUUGUAAUUGGAAGGUAACAUAUACCAAUUCAGAAUGCUGGUAGAUCUGGGAAGUUUUUUAUUCCCAGUUUUAUUGGCUUGAUUUUACCAGGGAGGAAUUUCAGUUCACCUAAACUUACUGUUUAUUGAAUAAGCACCUACAUUCACAUAAAAUCUCAGUCCUCACUGUGGCCAAAGAUGGCUCUGUGAAAUAAUGUGGCAGGCCAUUAUUUGCAACUAUAGAAUUUGCUAAGGUCCUACUUUAUGUUCUGCCAGUGCUGCCUAUCAUUCAGAUUUGUCAUUCAUUAUAAUUUAAGAUUUCUGAAAACUUAGUUUCCAAUAUAUGAAAGCCUGUGUACAGCGUGUUCUCCAUCAAUAGAACCCUCCUCAAAAUCAACACCUCGGGUGAACCAUCAAGUGACUAAAAACUAAUGGUUUUGAUGCAGUAUGGCCAAAUUACACAUCUAAAAUCUUUGGAUUUAUGGAACAGAAUGCAUUAGGGACUUGGAAAAAAGAGUGUAAUGAAUAUUCCUCUGUGAUACACAUAGUCUCAGGGGAUAAAAGUGCAUAAAGAUGGAUUUUUUAAAAUACAUUUUUUUACAUUCACCUACACUUUGUUACAUUAGAAGCUAUGUUCAGCCUCUACUCCCGUGCUAGGGUUUUUAUUUUAGAAAAUUGAAAAGGGUCCUGGUAUCUCCAUCUCAUUUUACACAUCCGUAACACGUCUCCAGCCUGCUUCCCUGUGUAUCACAGACAAGGCUUUGACCUGGGUUCCUUCUCUGCUUGGUUGCUGGGGGAGCUGCUAGGCAGGCCUGAAAUAUUCACAGAAAGGUCUGACCUGUCAACGUGUCUAAGAUGAACCAUUGGCCAGUUCCCCUGCAGCUGGGCUCAGACAUGCCUGAGCCCUUGUCUGGGGCCUGGGAAUAGCAAAGCCCAAUGAGGUUCAAGGGCAAACUUGAUAUUCAUUUGUCAGGGGCCUUCAUGUUCCCACUCUUCUCCUCUUGCCUUUUUUCUCUCUCCAUCUUUUGACACAUUCCUGUGUGUCUUUGGGAGAGGAAAAAAAAGCUUUCCUCCUCCUUUUUCUCUCUCUAUUUGUUCUUACACCAUACCAUGCAUAAACUGUGCCAUGAAACAGGGACACCUCCAGGUCAUUGUCUACAAGAAGUCUUUCAAAUGAAGGAGGCCCAGUCUGCAGGCCUGUCUGGGCUGCUCCAUACAAUUCUGCUCACACUUUAACUGACUAAAUAGUCUUUUCAACUUGACCAUGCACACAGCCUUUGCAUCUGGGAAGAUUUUUUCAUUUUAUUUGCACCUUUUCUCCAGAGGAUAUUUCUUUUGUUGCUGCGGUGAUAUUAUAUCUUCACAAAUACCUUAUAAAUAUUAUGAUCUUUCAAUUUAUAUGUCUAAUCGUUAUUUCCCUGCGUCUAAUAAUACCCCACGGAUUCCUAUGUAAUUUCAGAUUUUUUGGAAAGUUUUGAAUAUAUAUUAAUAUGUUUGAUAAAUAUAUAUGCACAAUAAACAUUCUAUUUAUCUGUCUGUCUCGGUUUGCAUCAAGGUUAUCAUAAAAUUUUAUUUUCUUAGCUGGGGAGGAUAUGCGAUGUAAAUAUCCAAUCUGUUAUUUUAUGUAGUUAUAAAGAAAAUCGUAUGGUUUCUGUUAAGCUAACUCCCAGCAAUUAUCCAAACCAAGCAGCACGUGUUAUUAGUUUAAAAAUUAUUGUUCUUCCCUCACUAGGCCCCUGUUAAAGAAUAGAGGUGAAAUUGUACUAAGGAGUUAGCAGGGGAGAGAGCAGCUUUUGGACACAUUUAAAUCUGAGGGUUUUAGAUGAGGAGGGAGUAUAAAAAGCAUCUAAUUUACAUAAGCAGCAUGUGUCUGCCCAAGAGAGAAAGAUAUCAGGGGCUGCAAAAUUUAAUCUAGACUUGAAGGAAAAUAAGUGAGAGAGAGAAAGGGGGAGGGGAGGGAGGAGGGAGGGAAAGGGCUGCUAGUGAAAGGGGUUUAGCUAAGUAACACCCUGGAGAGAUUAAAUUGUCCAGAAAGUUUCUCCCCAUGAUUUUGUGAAAUGGGCAAUGGGGUGUACAGAAGGGGUGGGUUAGCUACACCUCCCUAAGUGAAUGAAAAGGAAAUAGGCAAAGAAAGAGAUCUUUAUUAGUCAGAAAAGGAGAGAUGUGUAAGAGCUUAGGAAAUUAAAUGUGUGCCUACUAUUUCCUAGGGAUGCAAUAAACCCACAGAUAAUAUUUUUCUCAGAGGCUGAUUGUUUUCCCAUAGUAAAAAAUAUGAUGUGAAAAAAUAGGACUACACUGUAUUGCAGGCUGGGCCUAGGUUAUGUGCCAGAUAACCUAAAUAUUUUGCAAGCAGUCUAUACCAUGGUGUAAUAUCUUCUUGUCCUACAAUGGUAGGAUGUUAGAUGUUGUUAAAAAUGAUAAGGAAUACUGAUUGGGGAAAUAAGUCUUAUAUCCCAACCAUAAGGGGUUAAAAUGUAUCCUUUGCAAUAAUAUAUGAUUUACAUAUGUCUGAUAUAUUUGGUUGUUAUGGGUUUAGAUAUAAAGAGAAAUUCUGGGGCAAAAUUCUAAAAGUUGAUACAUCCAUAAGAACAGUCUGUUUUGGUUUCCAUGGUGAUUCAUCUACAUUUAGAAUGUUGGUCCAGGAUUUGUUUUAAUGCAUAUCAGUCACCAGUUGUCUCCUUUGUAGGUCUUCAGUAUGGGAAGCAUCAUUUAAGGCAGAAUAUUUUUUUUCCUUUGCAAAUCCAACCGAUUUGCAUCAUCCAGGCCAAAUAUUAGUCUAGUUUUAACAAACAUAUCAACUAGAUGAAUGAGAAUUUAGUUUCUUCCCAAAUCGGCUAUUUUGAUCUGAAAUUUAUUUGUCAGAUUAUUUCAAACUCCCCUGUAUUCCCAUUUUCUAAUGAGAGACAAACAAUGUAUCGUAUCUAGUAAACAUUUUUGGAAAUGUGUGUUUGCGUGUGUUUUGAUUCCCCAUGACAUUGACCUGUUUAUAACUUUAAAAUUAAUGUCCUCAUAUAAUAUCAGAUCUAGGCGUGGGCAGCCAGGACUGAGCUCUGUAUUUAUAUUAUUUGUAGUACUAUGUAAAUGAUUUAAAAAAUCAAAUAUAUAUAUAUAUAUAUAUAUAUAUAUAUACACACACACACACAAUAGGAUUGAUUUGAACCUAAAUCCUGCUCUGAGGAUUCUGCAGAUAACAACACAGGAUUUGGGUUGUAGGAAAGUCCUGGUCAAUACUUGCUGCAGGGGGUCCAAUCCCUGAUGUUUAAAUCUUGACAAAGUUAACAUAAAGAUUAAAACAUCACAAAGUGCUCUGUGUAGUCAGUGUGACAUGCAGACUAAUCCUAAUGUCCGGGGGUCUUCAGAUGCCAGACACACACUCUCUGUCCACAAGACAAAUUCGGACUUUGGAGAUUGUGAUAAAAUUCUCAGAGGGAAAGGAUUUAGCAGGGGAUAAAACAUAUCCAUGGUGAGAAAGUGCUGUCCUUGAAAUGUCUCCUAGACAAUUCCUGUCCAGGGGCACAUUAUCUGCCUUGUUCUCUUAAUUGAAUAGUUCACAACUCUGGCUCAUGAUGGCUUGUGUUUACUUGUUAGUAGUAAUAAUAUAACUGAUUGUUGGCCAUCUUUUUCUUACAGGUCCCAGGAAUGAUGCAGUGACCUACGUCUCUGGCUAA
Molecule: messenger RNA, 42510 nt
Organism: Pelobates cultripes (western spadefoot toad)
Lineage: Eukaryota; Metazoa; Chordata; Amphibia; Anura; Pelobatidae
Source: the annotation of a GenBank genome assembly